Neofelis nebulosa (Clouded leopard) is the source of this 1036-nucleotide messenger RNA. RefSeq lists its product as uncharacterized. The transcript has 4 exons. NCBI's taxonomy places the organism in Eukaryota, Metazoa, Chordata, Mammalia, Carnivora, Felidae. The record is from RefSeq and is a predicted model, not a curated record. Bases 12 to 824 code for a protein of 270 amino acids.
GUCUCUGCUCAAUGCCUGCAACCAUGUGUCUGGUUCUCCUCCUCCUGCUGUGGCUGAGCUGUGCGACCCCAAACCAGGAGACAGGCAGCUGCUCCCAACCCCAGCCCCUCUGCUGCUUUGGAACAGAUCACCACUGCAAGAGAGGAAGCUGCUACUGUGAUGAAUUCUGCCACGAGGUGUCAGACUGCUGCCCAGACCACCGCGCCCUGUGUACCCUGGAUAACUCACACGCAGGCUCAUUCCCACCCCUGGCGGAGCUGGAUGCUGUGAUGGACAGAGGCAAGCCCCUUGCUUGUACUUCAGGCCAAGGCCAGGAUGUGGACUGGAUGCCUCCUGAGGGCCCUGAUAAUCCUGAGAUCCUCACAUUUGGUCCAUUUCACAGAAGUCUGCAGAGAGGCGCUAGGGAUGCUACAUUAGGAGGAGGGAGACUGGGAGUCAGGGAGGAGGCCAGGAGCUUUUGCCUUGUGUUUCUCAGCUUCUCAGAAUACCAAGAUGGUGCUGCAGAUGGUGCUGAGGAGGGAGACCCCCCCGAGCCCUGCAAGAAGCAACCUAGACUGGAUACAGAAUGUGGUCCAGCAGCUUCUGCACACCAGCCUCCCAGGGAGGCCCCUCUCCAUCUCCAUGAAGAAAGUCAAGAAGAGAGGCUGACAUCUCCCAUGAAGCUCCUCCAGGGCCCUGUGAUGCAGAGCCCACCCUGUUCCCCUCCCCCAGCAGCCCCAGGUCUGCUGGGGCUUUACCACUGGGCCCACUGUGCUUGUCCCUUGGUUUCUAUCCUGCGUGCUUCUAUAUUGGCUCAACCAGAGGAAAACGGAAAUCUGCAAUAGUCAUAAACACAUUUAAAUCAGCCAUACAUGGCUGGGUGGCUCAGUCAGUUGAGCAUCCAAAUUCAGCUCUGGUCAUGAUCUCACAGUUCGUGAGAUCAAGCCCUGCAUUGGGCUCUGUGCUCACAGCCCAAAGCCUGGAGCCUGCUUCAGAUUCUGUGUCUCCCUCUCUCUCUGUCCCUCCCCUGCUCUCUCUCUCUCACUCUCUCUCUCUC